This is a messenger RNA of Brachypodium distachyon (stiff brome), 2237 nucleotides long. Its product is annotated as probable protein phosphatase 2C 39. The transcript is spliced from 4 exons. Lineage: Eukaryota; Viridiplantae; Streptophyta; Magnoliopsida; Poales; Poaceae. Gene Ontology annotation, molecular function: protein serine/threonine phosphatase activity. Gene Ontology annotation, biological process: protein dephosphorylation. The coding region runs from base 415 to 1974 and encodes 519 amino acids. The record is from RefSeq and is a predicted model, not a curated record.
CCUCCCAUCACACCACGAACGGAUUCCGCCCUUUAGCUCCCCGUUUCAUAAUCUUCCCCAAUCCGUAACUGAGGCAAAAAUCAAGGUAGGGCAGCCGCCCUACCUUGCCCUACUGGGUCCUCCGCCCAUGGUUGUUGUGGUACAUAGGUGAACUCCAAGAAGGUUAGCUCUUGUGGAAACACUGGUCAUAGCCGCUGUGGUGAAGUUCAUAUACCUGUCCGGCGGUGUCGCAUGCGGGAUCGCUGCUUAAAGAGAAAUAACCCAUUCCCACUUCAGGUUUGGUUUGCGUUUCCAUUUAAGUAUAACAGAAGUUGUAUUUGGCAUGGCAUUUGAGUAGCAUCAGAACCUCAAAAACAAAGUUGUUAGCAGUUAGCAGUAUUGCACUAUUAUUAGUGACAUCCCUUGGUAGAGAAGAUGGUGGAUGAACUGUUUUAUGAGGGUAACAACGAUCACAACAUCAGCUCUGAGGAAGAAGACACUCUUGUCAGGAGUUGUAGUAAUCUCAGCGUCAGCUUUGGAUAUCAUUGCAAUUCUUAUCAGAGUUUUCCUCUUGACAAUGAUGAGCAUGACAACUCCCCCCAGAUGAGGUUUGAAAGUAAUACCAUGAUGAAGUCACGAAAUGGUUCAUUUACUUGUUUAUCUGGUGCAGGAAUUAGUGCAAAUUUUACACUCGCGAAUACAAAUAUUUGCAAGGGUCUUAUAGGGGAAGAAAUUUUACCAGAACUUGAUUCUCCAAAUUCUUUUAGAAAAAUCGUUUCGUCCCCAUCUAUGUCAAGAUUGGACUUGCUAUCCACCUCACAAGGCAGCCCUGCAUCAGCCGAGAGCUCUAUAUUUGAAAUCAGUAAAAAUAUUUGGAGGUCCAGCGCUCCAACGACUGUAUCAUCUAAUUUUCUGACUAAUACCGAAGUAAAAAUGGCUGGUGGAGCUGCUGGAGAGGAUAGAGUCCAAGCUGUGUGCUCUGAGAAAAAUGGAUGGUUGAUCUGUGGGAUAUAUGAUGGAUUUAAUGGACGAGAUGCAGCUGAUUUUCUGGCAGUAACUCUAUAUGACAACAUAGUAUAUUACCUAUACUUGUUGGAGUGUCGUAUCAAGCAACAAGAUGGCCUAUACAAUUCAUCAGAAGGCUCUCUUAAUGGUGUUAAAAGUGAGUUAACAUUAGCCAUGAGAAUUGCAGAAAAUGAAGAUGUAAAACUUUCUGAAAAUUUUCGUGCUGGUGUGCUGAAUUGUCUCACUGCUGCUGUUGAGCAAGCUGAGAAUGACUUCUUAUGCAUGGUUGAACAAGAUAUGGAUGACAGACCAGACUUGGUUUCAGUUGGGUCCUGCGUUCUGGUUGUGCUUCUUCAGGGAACAGAUCUGUGCAUUCUAAAUCUUGGGGAUAGUAGAGCUGUUCUUGCUUCAAUGCCAUAUGCAGAAAUGAACACAGUGAAAGCUAUUCAAUUGACGGAGAUCCACUCACUUGAAAAUCCAUUGGAAUACCAAAAACUUUUAGUUGACCAUCCUAAUGAUUCUAAAGUUGUGAUGGGCAACAAAGUAAAAGGGAAGCUGAAGGUUACUCGUGCUUUUGGGGUUGGCUAUCUAAAGCAGAAAAAAUUCAAUGAUGCACUGAUGGGAAUUCUCAGAGUUCGCAAUCUGUGCAGUCCGCCUUAUGUAUAUACAAAUCCACACACGCUGAGCCACAAAGUUACCGAGGAUGAUUUGUUUGUUGUGCUUGGUAGCGAUGGCCUAUUUGAUUUCUUCAAUAAUGAUGAAGUUGUCCAAUUGGUUUAUCAGUUUAUGAAUGGUAAUCCAAAUGGUGAUCCUGCAAAAUAUCUCAUUGAGAAAGUUGUUCAUAAAGCUGCCAAGGAAGCAGCUUUGACAGCUGAACAGUUGAUGAGGAUACCUGUUGGGAGCAGGAGAAAGUACCAUGAUGACGUGACUGUCAUUGUUAUCAUCCUUGGGAACGCACGAAGGACAGUGAGCGCAUCGACUUCAGUAUGAAAGAUCGCAUGUCUCAAGAACAAGCUGUCAGCUGUGUUUGAGAAAAGGAAAAAGAUCAAGCUAUCAGCUGGUAAAAUUUUGUGGGUAUUAGCAUAUGAAUCUUUGAGGGUUCUGCUGCCAUAGUUAAUAAACUUAAUAAUGUGUAUAUAUAUCCUUCUGAAAUUUUGGGAGUGAACAGACCUUUUGUCAAGUCAAAAGGUGUUUCGAGAUUUUUCUGUCUUAAUUUUGCACAUGAUUUCGAAAGAAGAUGAUUUUAUUCAGCA